Messenger RNA from Drosophila mauritiana, 1397 nucleotides. RefSeq lists its product as uncharacterized. The record is from RefSeq and is a predicted model, not a curated record. The coding region runs from base 22 to 1266 and encodes 414 amino acids. Lineage: Eukaryota; Metazoa; Arthropoda; Insecta; Diptera; Drosophilidae. The transcript is spliced from 4 exons.
UCUCGAACAGAUUGUUACAAAAUGCCUCCCCAGACAAAGGAUGAGGAUGUUAGCCAAAAACAGGUCGCCAUUCCCGAUUGGGUUAAGCCAAAAGUCUUUGAGGAGCUGCUUAAAAGGAUUGUCAAGGAUUACAGAGCAACAAAAUCCAUGAGGGCAAGUGCAGGAGUCGCUGCUGGCGAGAACUAUGCCACCGUAAUGCUUAGAAUUGAACUGGAUGUUGAAAAAGAAGAUAACACUCAAACCACUAAGGCAUUUAUGCUCAAGACUCCCCAUCAGUCAGAGCAGUAUCGUAAAAUAAUCGAGAAGACAGAUAUCUUCGAUGUGGAGCGAGGAAUGUAUGUGGAAGUAGUGCCCGAACUGGAGCAACUGUAUCGCGAUGUGGGAUUGGAGGUCAAGUUUGGAGCUGAACUCUACGAAAUGGAGGCCAGCGACUACUACGUCCUGCUGGAGGAUCUCCGGCCACGUGGUUUCGGGAACAUAGAUCGCCUCGAAGGCAUGGACCAGGCUCACACCGAAAGUGUCCUCAAGAAAUUUGCCCAGUGGCAUGCGGCCUCUGCCGUUAGAGUGGAAACAAAGGGUCCUUAUCAGGAGAAGUACACACAGGGAUUUUUAAAGAACGAGGAAAUCAUAGAUGCCUUUAUUAAUCGGAGUAUGAAAGUUUUUCUGGAUAACGUCCAUCUGUGCAAGGGUUUCGAGACUUAUCUUAAUGAUCUGCGCAUUGCCUCCGGCAAGACAUUCGAAAUUGUGGAGAAACUAAACAAUCCGAGUCCUGAUGAAUUUAUUGCGUUAAACCAUGGCGAUGGUUGGGCCAACAACAUUAUGUUCCAGUACAAUAAGAAAGGCGAGAUACAGGAUACGUACUUUGUCGAUCUGCAGGUCCCCAAGUGGGGAUCAGUGACCCAGGAUCUGUACUACUUCCUUUUGUCUUCUACAAGCUUGGACAUAAAAACAUCAAAGUUUGAUUACUUCAUCUGGUUUUACCACUCCGAAUUGGUAAAGCAUCUCAAACUGCUUGGAUAUUCGAAAACUCUUCCCACUUUAAGAAGUAUUCACGACGCUCUCAACAAAUACAGUGGAUGGUCGUUCAUCUGCGCCUCAACCAUAUUGGCAUAUGUACUCCUGGAUCCUGUAGACGGAGCCGAUUUUGAUAGAGUUCUUGGUGAUGACGACUGCAGUUUUAAAAAAUCGUUAUACAUUAAUCCCAGAUUUCGCAAACAUAUGGAGGUUCUAUUGCCAUGGCUUCAGCAUCGAGGAGCUAUGGAAUAGACACUUAGAAUGCACAAUAUUAUAUUGUUUAUAUAUAUUAAAAGUAUGUAGGGUGUAUAACGAAAAAAUGAAACUAAAGUUUGCUAUACAGUAACGUGUUGUGCAAUAUCUAAUAAAGACCUAACUAGUGA